GCAAGCUCAUCUGGGAGGAGUCAGGCGACAGAGUAUGCGCCUGGUUUUUCCCUACAAUUGUUGCUGUACGAGACUGUUUCUCCUUGGCAGCGUCGCUUGAAUCAUCAACCACACUCACGAUUCAUGUGGCUACGGUGUUUAUAGAAAUAAAUCUAAAUCGAACUUCGCGUCUACUCUGACAAUAUCAACGUGGAAAAAACACUAAAUACUGCUACUGUUGUGCUUGUGAUGUAAGCGACAAGACCGUGUUGGUAGCAGGAUGGUGGCCCAGCGGUGACAGCAACAGACAGUGACAACAGUUACAUUUCAAAGCAAUAGGUAGCAAGAGAGCAAGUAUUUGGCGAAAAUAUCCAGUGGAAGAAGAAAGACGUAGGCGAGCAAAUGGGCGAGAUCAAGAAGAACAAGGUGGGGCCGGAAACACCGAACAAAGGAAGAGGACGAAGAGGCGGGUCACCAGGUCGCCCACCUCCCACUCUCCGCCGUUCGUCGCUCAUCAGCUUUGAGGGAGAGGAUGAAAAUAGCAGAGUUGAGGUGAAGACCGGGUGCUGCGGACUGGACCCCACCACGGGCAGGGGAAAGCAGAUCCAUCUGCUACAGAUCUUGUUGCUGCCCUUCAUCCCCAUCAUGGCGCUCAUCAUCCAGAACUCCAUCAACAUGGUCACCGUGCUCGAGUACCAGUAUGACAUGCAGGAGACCAUUGACCAGGUCCAGAUCAGCACAGGACUCGGCAACGUGACGGAGGCGCUGCAGUCAGAGCGGGCCGAGAUCGCAUUUUAUCUUUUCACCAACGGGUCCGUCAUCCGCGGAAACCUGACGGAACACUUCAAAUACACUAACAUGCUGCUCGACGAACUCAAGUGGCCUGUCUUCCGUCAAGAACACGAACUUUUCAAUAACAAGAUCCUCUUCCGAAUUCGCCUCGAUGACUUCAGGGAUAAAAUCACUAAGUUCGACACCCCGUCAGUCCAGGCCGGGAUUGCUUUCUACAACAAAGCCAACUACAUCUUCUUAGAUCAGUUAACGAGCGAGAUUAAUGAGAAGGACGCAGCCGGGGUGUGGAGGCCGCUGCUGGCCUAUAAGAAUAUGAUACGCGCCAUCGAGCAUCUGGGCAUCUCCAUGGUGUUCGGCCUCCAAUACUUCGGUCGAGGAGCGCUGAACCAGAAGAGUUAUAUUGCCUUCGUCACCAACGACGCUCUGGGAUACGAUUUUCUCAACACCAGUCAAAACUUCGAAUUCUGGAUUACUGACAGAUACAAGAACCUGCAAGAGAGCUAUGCCUGGUAUGCCAACAUCACCCGCCGCCGCCUGGAGGUCCUCGGCCGCACCAAGAUCGACCCCGACUUCGACAAGGCCACAGAGUACUUCUACGCCAUGCUGGGUUACCUCGACGCCCUCCAGAAAAUCCAAUAUGAAAUACGACAUGUGAUCGAGCGGACGCUGGUGUCUGAAAUGAACGCGUCUAACAGCCAUGUGGUGAUAGGCAUCGCUCUGCUGUGUGUGGUGCUGCUCAUCUCGCCUGUCAUCAUCCUACUUGUGCGCAUGAUGACCCGAACACUACAGGCGUUUUCAGAUACACUCAUCCACAAGACCCACGAGUUAGCCUACGAGCAAAAGCGUUCCGACACGCUCCUCUACCAGAUGCUGCCGCCCUCCGUCGCCCAGCAGCUAAAGCAACACCGGGACGUGUCAGCCGAGACCUACGAGUCGGUCACUAUCUAUUUCUCCGACAUUGUGGGUUUCACCGAGCUGUCUUCAGAGAGCACCCCCAUGCAGGUCAUCUCUCUACUUAAUGCUCUUUACAAGAUGUUCGACUCCCGCAUUGAGCUCUACGAUGUCUACAAGAUAGAAACCAUUGGUGAGAUCUACAUGGUGGCCAGUGGUGUGCCGCAGAGAAUAGGCAAGGACCACGCGGCGGAGAUCGCCUCUAUGGCCCUCGACCUUCUUCACGGCACGGAGAAUUUUCUCAUCCCUCACAUGCCCGGGGAAAGGAUCCAGAUAAGGAUGGGGGUACAUUCUGGACCAGUGGUGGCUGGUGUGGUGGGCACUAAAAUGCCGCGCUACUGCCUUUUCGGGGACUCCGUCAACACCGCCUCCAGGAUGGAAUCUACUGGACUGCCCUUCAAGGUGCACAUCUCCUCCGACACCAAGAACGCGCUGGACCGAGUGGGAGGAUUUAUCGUCAAACUACGUGGCGAGAUGGAGAUCAAGGGGAAAGGCUUCAUGGAGACAUACUGGUUAAUUGGGAAACACGGUAUUGUGGGCGACCGUCAGCCACUGCAGGAGAAGCAGGAAGAGAUGGAUGUUAUGGCCGUCAACCCCCACAGCGAGAAGGUACGACAAGCCCAGGAAACAGACGUCACUCUCAGCGGAUGCUCAGAAUUUUUCGCAAAGUUCAGGUCUAUCUGCUAGACGGCGGCGACGCAAGGCGGUCUCUCACCACCAUCACCGUGAUAACAUUGGAACCUCUGGUAAACAACAAGUAAACAAUGUUACACGACAUCGCCUUUCUCUGUAUUGAACAAAAACUGUAUAUUAUGAUAACAAGAGUAAAGAUUCACUGAUAUUGA
Messenger RNA from Homarus americanus (American lobster), 2567 nucleotides. RefSeq lists its product as uncharacterized. Lineage: Eukaryota; Metazoa; Arthropoda; Malacostraca; Decapoda; Nephropidae. Gene Ontology annotation, molecular function: guanylate cyclase activity; peptide receptor activity. The transcript is spliced from 12 exons. Bases 382 to 2409 code for a protein of 675 amino acids. The record is from RefSeq and is a predicted model, not a curated record. Gene Ontology annotation, biological process: intracellular signal transduction; receptor guanylyl cyclase signaling pathway; cGMP biosynthetic process.